Molecule: messenger RNA, 1050 nt
Organism: Plasmodium cynomolgi strain B
Lineage: Eukaryota; Apicomplexa; Aconoidasida; Haemosporida; Plasmodiidae
Product: CYIR protein
Exons: 2
Coding region: 1-1050 (349 amino acids)
Source: RefSeq, a predicted model, not a curated record
AUGACUUACCAUCAGGAAAAUUUUAUAGUGGUCUUAAAAAUGACUACGUCAAUUCGUAUGAAUAUAUGUAAUGAAUGUAAUCAACUAAAACCUCCAUUAAACAAAAAUCGUCAGGUUAAAUUACUUUGUAGGCAAGUUCUAAAUUAUUUAAAAACUAAGUAUUCUAUAUUAAGUAAUGAGAAUGAUACUUAUGAUGAUUGUGUUCUUUUGAAUUAUGCGGCAUAUACUAGAUUACAUGAAAUUUUCGGAUAUCAUAACAACUCAAAGAUUACUCAAGCUUGGGGGCAUCUCAAUUUUGUAUGGAAUAGUUUUGUCGCUGAUGAAUUUAAUAAUCAUCCUUAUAAAAAAAAAUGUGAACCUCUUACUAAAAUUGUUAAACAUGAUUGGCAUAUAAGAAAGAUAUUUUAUGAUUAUUUAGCGAAUUACUCUACUAUCAAAGGAUAUGUCACAAUUUAUAAUGAUGAAUGCAAAAAUUAUUAUAAGUACCUAGAAAGAAUUAUAGAUCUGUAUAAAUAUUUUGAUAAACUUUGUUUAACUAAUGAUGAAAAUAGGUGCCCAGAUUUUUAUAAUGAUUAUAAGGACUAUAAUCCAAUUAACUACAUACAUAAAUCAAAAUGUUAUACAGAAAUUCAAAAAAAAAGGUCUGUUUAUGAAAAUGCUAAACUUGCAGGAAAAGAGCAAAAACAAUUAGAAGAAUUACAAAUUGCAUCUCAUUCACAAGGAUUAUAUUCAGCUGAAGAAAUUGAAUCGUUCAUGACAACAGAAGAAACGGAUUUUUCUGAUAAUUCAACUUUGCAAGGCCACAGUUCCGACCGUGUAAAAACCUUUGGUAAUAUAUUUCUUGGAUUAGUUGUAACAUCAAUGACCUCUGGCGUUUUAUAUAAAUUCACACCCUUAGGGAGGCAAUUUCGCAACACCCUUGGAGGAAACAAUAAUAAUAUGACUAGUAUAAAUGGAGGCGAAAAUGAAUUAUUUGAUUACGCAUCAGCAUCAUUUAAUCCAUAUUCUGGGGGAGAAGAUGAACAUUAUAUUGGGUACCACCCUGCGUAA